GCGGUGCCCCGCGGCCACGCGGGCGGUGACCCCGACCCAGCGGAGGUGGUCAUGCCCCCAGGUUUGCCCAAGGCGCCCCCCGCCCUGACCAGGCUCUUCGGUGCUACCGCGAGCAUUGACGAAGGACGGCGAGGCUUCGCGAACGUCACCUACUUCGGCAUGGGGUCGGACGGCGAGGAUCGGAACUUCGUCGACCCCCAACAGCCUGGGCAGCACCCCUACGAGGAGAAGGAGCAUUGGACCCAGGCGCAGCGCAGGUGGGUCAACCCUGAGGAGGCGGGCCGCUGCCACCAAGAGGGAUGCAGACGGCUUCUGCCAGACCUGGGCUUUCAGGUCUUCUACUGCUGCCGGAUGCGCCGGUGCGCCUGCCGCUUCGCGGUCGGCGCGCCUGUCGGCCACCCCGCCGGG
Prorocentrum cordatum is the source of this 408-nucleotide messenger RNA. Lineage: Eukaryota; Dinophyceae; Prorocentrales; Prorocentraceae. The record is from the annotation of a GenBank genome assembly.